This is a messenger RNA of Peniophora sp. CBMAI 1063, 1023 nucleotides long. The record is from the annotation of a GenBank genome assembly. Lineage: Eukaryota; Fungi; Basidiomycota; Agaricomycetes; Russulales; Peniophoraceae.
AUGGCCUCACAGUCUCGCUUUACGUCGACAACCCCACUCCACUGGGUUCCUCCUUCUUCUGGGCCCAACGAUGAGCUCGCCGCCGCUGGUGGUGAUGGUCAGGAGAACAUCCCAAUUGACCCGGCGCUUCUUGGUGUUCCCCCCGCUUUUGGUGCUCCUGCCGAGGGUGGUGUCCAGGGCGUAACGGCCUCUGGCACGACGGCCUCUGGCGUGACCGUGGGCCAGAAGCGCACUCGUCACACUGAUUACGCUCAGUGGGCUCGUACGCAGGCAGGCCUCGCCCGGCUUAACCGUGACAUGGCCGACGACGUUGUCUCUUUCACGCAGCUCGACGAUGACCAGCGUGAGAUCACGUCGUUCAUCAAGAUGUGCCAGAUCGAGCAGAAGCUCAACGACCUAGCUAAGUCCAAGAGUGACGGGGCUGUUACGUGGGCCAUUCACUCCACCCUUUCGGCAUUCAUCCAGGAGGAGGCUUACGAGACGAUCCUCGACCCCACGCUCUCGAAUUACAUCAAUGCGCCGAAGGAAACGACAUGCGAACGCCUGCGCAACGAGACUCAGUACAACCUCGUCUAUCUUCAUAUGGACAACAUGAAGGCCACUACGAUCAAGACCCGGGUCGAGAAGAAGCUCACCGACGGGCGCGGCAAGGUCAAGGAGAUUCUGGAGAACAGCGUCUCCACCGCGGAGGGCAAGCGCAUCGACAUCUUCACGAUGUGCCUCAGCAUCAACCAGCUGUCAAGCCGCCGCAAGCGCACACUGCAGUCCCCAACCGUUGCCAUGCUCGGCCGCUUUGCCUUCAUCCGUUACUGCUACGUCGAAGCAGUCAAGGUCGGCAAGGAGCAGUUCGACUUCUGGCCCUACGUCGACUUCAGCCUCAAGCAACUCCGCGAGGGUAACAACAACGACCCCGUCAAGAUUUCGCAAGUCCUGCACAGCUUUCUCCUGGAUGAUCAGACCCUCUAUGGCAAGAUCAACGCGGAGGAGGUCCACAUCAACACCGCGGCCGAUGUACUCGCAUAG